Rhinolophus ferrumequinum (greater horseshoe bat) is the source of this 1544-nucleotide messenger RNA. It is a transcript of the gene TMEM275, whose product is annotated as transmembrane protein 275. The record is from RefSeq and is a predicted model, not a curated record. Lineage: Eukaryota; Metazoa; Chordata; Mammalia; Chiroptera; Rhinolophidae.
CCGCAGGGGGCUUGAAACCCGCGUAACCAAAGUGGGAGGGGAGAAGCGCGGCGCGGAGGGGAGCAGAACACUUCGAGAGAUCUCCGCUCCUCCCGGGGUCAGAGGGGAGCGGAGGGGCCGCGACCACGCGGGAGAGGACGCUAGAACCCAGGCGGCCGGCUGCGGCUGGUGCUGGACCCUUCCUGCUGGUGCCCGCCAGGGGCAGACCCCCCCAGGGCCCGGACCUCGGAGCUGCCGGGACUACUGUGAGCUCAGCUACUGACAUGGGGGCUGGUCCAGUCCAGCGGCAAGAGGGAGCUUGAUGAGUGCCUGGUGUCCUCGGGCUGAUGCUGCCCACAGGGAAGAGCCAGGAAGCCCCUGCACGGGCACGGGCACCCGCAGGCCGUGCCCAGGGCCUCCUGCCCCGCCUGCCGUCGCCGGCGCUGUGCUGCGCCUGCGGGCUGUGCAUGCUGCUGGCGGGCGUGAACGUGACGCUGGUGGGCUCCUUCGCCUCCUUGCUGCCCGGGAACAACGCGCCGCUGGUCGUGGGGCCGGCGCUGCUAGUGCUGGCGUUCGGCUGCUUCGCGGCCUGCUGCGCGUGCAGCCGCCGGGGCCCUGCGUCCCGCCGUCCCUGGGCAGCAGCCAAGGGCCAGGGCCAGGGUGGCAGCGGCACCGGGCCAGUGGCGCUGGAGAUGGAGAGCAGCGAGCGCACGGCGCAGGACACCACCGCGGUGCAGCUCAGCCCUGCCGCCUCGGCCGCGUCCUCCGGCCGCUCCAGCCCGGGUCCCUUCGCCCUGGACACCCCGGCGCCUGCAGCCGCCUACUCACCACGUACCGACAGGGUCAGGCUCAACCUGCCCCGGGAGCGCGCCGCCCCCUAGCGGACACGGCCGGAACUCCCCUACCCCGGGUCUCUGCGUUCAGUGUAAUGAAAGGAAAAAAAGGAGGAGGAAGAGGAGAAAGAAAAGACAAGAAAAAGGAAGUUUUCCUAAGGUCGGGUGCUGGGCACAGGUGCCUCAUCUGUCCCAUCUCUGAAACUUUGGAGGGGAGAAUGUGGUGAUGGUGUCCAGGCUGCUCUUGCUCUUUAGGUGGGUUCUGCUGGGCCCUACUUUACUUCACUCCCUAGACUUGAUGAAACUGGGCCCCUGGCUCUUGGAUCCCUAACACCAACACCACCCAUGGUAUGUGGGCACUGUGAACAGAGCCACUCUGAGAGGAACUAACAUGAGCAAGGCCCGCGCCCACUAGGGGAGGGAGGAAGGGGAGGAAUGCCAGCCUGGGCUGUCUCCUGUCCCUUUGCACUGUGAAAGGUCACCAGCUCCCCCUUCUGUUCCUCCUCACCCUCCCUGUCUCGACCCCAACAUGACCUUUUGGGAUUAGUUGGGGUGGGGUCUGAUUGGUGCCAGGACAGUCCCUAAGGUACAGCUAAGUCAAGCACACCCCACCCUUUCUGUCUGACUAGAGCUGAAGUUGGGUGAGUGGUGAGGAGCUCCUCUGACCCUGAAAGUCUCAGUGUGUCCAUCACUGUGCAGUCCCCCUGUGCCACCAUUCUCAAUAAAGCACCU